Brugia malayi is the source of this 513-nucleotide messenger RNA. RefSeq lists its product as uncharacterized. Gene Ontology annotation, molecular function: signaling receptor binding. Bases 1 to 513 code for a protein of 170 amino acids. The transcript is spliced from 5 exons. NCBI's taxonomy places the organism in Eukaryota, Metazoa, Nematoda, Chromadorea, Rhabditida, Onchocercidae. Gene Ontology annotation, cellular component: plasma membrane; cell-cell junction. The record is from RefSeq and is a predicted model, not a curated record. Gene Ontology annotation, biological process: regulation of neurotransmitter secretion.
AUGCUACAGCGAUUGUUGCGCGAUGCAUGUGGUGCCGUGACAUUCAAGAUAGUCCCAUUCUACCGCAAUGCUCCACCAGCAUGUGAAAUAUUUGUCAGAGCUCAAUUUGACUAUGAUCCGGGUGAAGAUGACUUGAUUCCAUAUUCACAGGCCGCUCUUGGAAAUGGUAGUUCCAGUGGUACUACGGGUGCCUUAGUUGCUGGUUUAAUACCAUCACUGGAAUUGCAGAAAUGGAGAAUUGCUUACUUGGCUAUGGAACAAGCUAGAGACAAUAGUUAUUUGAUAAUUUUGAAUGUGAAUGACGAAUUCUUAUUUAGCUCAUUGUAUGUGGCUCAACAAGAAGAAAAAAUAUUACACAAUCAAAUGGUACGUUUGGCAGCUUACAGACAUAAAACGUUGGUAUUGCUGGAUGCUCGUGGUGUUGGCCGAAGGCACAUAAAAAAUACACUUAUUCAUAGGCAUCCACAAAGGUUUGACUAUCCUAUUCCGCAUACAACAAGGCAGCGAAAUUGA